AUGCGCUUUCAUCCUUGGUCUAGUUCUUCAAAGCUGUCUUCGAUCUUUGUGUAUACGGGUCGGAUACCUUAUAACCCUUUGAUCGUGGGUAUGGGCGCUACUGGCGUAGCGCCACCCUUUGUGGAGUAUGCCUCUAGAUUUAUACAGCAUCCCCAGCAGGUAAUUGAGCAGGCACACAGAAAUCUCUUGGGUGCAAGGCUGCCCAAAAGAAACAAUAAACGUGCCGACAAUCCGUUCAAGGUGAAGGACCUAGCGCUUUUUGCAACGCAAGAACUCAACAUUUCACACGCGACAGCUAAGACAAUGCUUCGCUCAAGAAAGUUUGUUAUGCGAUUUAUUGGCCCGUUCGCCAUUUUGGAGGUUAACCGGUAA
Messenger RNA from Peronospora matthiolae, 372 nucleotides. NCBI's taxonomy places the organism in Eukaryota, Oomycota, Peronosporomycetes, Peronosporales, Peronosporaceae. The record is from the annotation of a GenBank genome assembly.